Molecule: messenger RNA, 1963 nt
Organism: Cydia amplana
Lineage: Eukaryota; Metazoa; Arthropoda; Insecta; Lepidoptera; Tortricidae
Gene: Kat60
Product: katanin p60 ATPase-containing subunit A-like 1
Exons: 10
Coding region: 330-1952 (540 amino acids)
Biological process (GO): microtubule severing
Cellular component (GO): microtubule cytoskeleton
Molecular function (GO): ATP hydrolysis activity; microtubule severing ATPase activity; ATP binding
Source: RefSeq, a predicted model, not a curated record
UAUAUGUAUAAUGUUGGCAACAUUGGUAACAAAGUAUACGUUCGAUUGUGUGCGUGAGUAGCUGUCGACGAACCAAAUUGAUAAGUUUGUUUUGUCAAGAGAAUAAUACCAAUUUAUAAAUUCAACGGACCUCAAACCAUGUGACAAGUGACAAACAAAAAUGAUAAACAGUUCAAUAGUUUAAAUUAAACACAAAUGUACACCACGUUUUGAAAAAAGUUUCGGUGGUAAAAUGAAGUGCAUUGCUGGGAGUCUCGGUGGAUGUCACACGCGAUCUCACUUCGAGGAGGUCUCAGGAAUUGAGUAAAUUUUCGAGGAGGAAUCGUUACAUGUACGCAGCGGGAAUGACAAUAAUGGCAGUUUCUGUUGGCGAAAUUUGCGAGAACACCAAGUUGGCUCGGGAGAUGGCCCUCACGGGUAAUUACGACUCGGCGCUGGUGUACUACGAAGGGACAGUUCAAAUGAUACAUAGACUGCUGGUGACCAUCGCGGACCCCACACGCAAGUCCAAGUGGCAGUUGGUACAAAAACAGAUGGCGCGCGAGUACGAACAGCUGAAGGCGACGGUGGCCACGCUGCAGAUGUUCCAGCAUGAGGGGGAGAAGGCCAUCACGCCUAUGACUGGCAAUUACGAUGACUUCCCGACGCGGGACCAGAUGUGGGGCCCGGCGCCGCACGAGCUCGACCCUGACAUAUGGCCGCCGCCGCCGGACCGGGACCCCAACGCCUGGCCCCCGCCCACCAGCGUCGAACACAAAGGUCCUCCCCCCCUGCGCUCGGCGCGAAACAACCCCCGCACCGCUCCCACCAAGAAAACAACCGGCAAGCAAGCAACCACGUCGCAACGCAAAACUUCAGAUGUACGGAAUCCUAAGCUAGCGGCCAACAAGAAUCACAGUCACAGUGCAAGAUCAAAAGAGUCGAAUAGCAAAGAGGCCGCGGGCGGCAAAGACAAGCAGGACCGCGACAACAACAACGGCGACACAGACGACGAGAAACACAACAAGGAGGACGAGCGGCGGUUCGAGCCGGCCGCGGCCUGCGACGGGGACCUCGUGGACAUGCUCGAGCGGGAUAUAGUACAAAAGAACCCCAACAUCCGGUGGGACGACAUCGCGGAUUUAUCAGAGGCCAAGCGGUUGUUGGAGGAGGCCGUAGUCUUGCCAAUGUGGAUGCCCGACUUCUUCAAGGGCAUCCGACGGCCUUGGAAAGGCGUGCUGAUGGUGGGUCCGCCGGGCACGGGCAAGACCAUGCUCGCUAAGGCCGUGGCCACCGAGUGCGGGACCACAUUCUUCAACGUUUCAUCCUCCACGCUCACCUCCAAGUACCGCGGCGAGUCCGAGAAGCUUGUGCGGCUGCUCUUUGAAAUGGCGCGGUUCUACGCGCCGAGCACUAUCUUCAUAGACGAGAUCGACUCCCUCUGCUCGCGGCGCGGCUCCGACAGCGAGCACGAGGCGUCGCGUCGCGUCAAGUCGGAGCUGCUCGUGCAGAUGGACGGGCUCGGCUCCGCCACGGACGAACCACACAAGGUGGUGAUGGUCCUGGCAGCCACCAAUUUCCCCUGGGACAUCGACGAGGCGCUGCGGCGGCGGCUCGAGAAGCGCAUCUACAUCCCGCUGCCCACGCAGGAAGGCCGCGAGGCGCUGCUCGCCAUCAACCUCAAGGAGGUCAAGCUCGACCCCGGCGUAGACCUCGCCGGCAUCGCCAAGAAGCUGGAGGGGUACUCCGGGGCGGACAUCACUAAUGUGUGCAGAGACGCGUCUAUGAUGUCGAUGCGGCGCAAGAUCGCCGGGCUGAAGCCGGAGCAGAUCAAGCAGCUCGCCAAGGAGGAGCUCGACCUGCCCGUCACCAAGGCGGACUUCGUGGACGCGCUGCGCAAGUGCAACAAGUCCGUCUCCAAGGGGGACAUACAGAAGUACUUGUCGUGGAUGGCCGAGUUCGGCUCCUCUUGAUCGUUGGUCUG